AUGAAGCGCAAGCGAAAGACGGCAGCCUGCCAGCACACUGAUAAGCGACAGAAGACUGACAGUCCUGCCAGCCAUCCAUCGCAACCGCUGCUCAAGAGGUACUACCCACAAGUCGUUACAUUGCGGCAGUACCUCGCCUCGCGUCUCUCCAAGAAGGCGCGUCGGAGACUGCAGCAGUAUGGACGUGAUCCGACCUCCGGAACACAGGUUGACAGUGAAGUUAUCCAUCUGCUCGACGCUGCAUUGGUAGGCUCGUUCAAGCCUGUGCAUCUCGACGCGAGCAGCUUCAUUGAGGAGGACAUUACCCUCUUCACACAACAACUCACCGCCUCGGACACCACUGUCAGCCUGACUCCCGGCGAGUUCAAGCAGAACGAGAUCGUUGAUUUCGCGGUAUGGCUCCUCUUUCGCCGACAUCCAGCAAGUGCGAGGCCGAAGCACAUUUUGUGUCAAAACUUCCAGCGAUACAUCACCGAGCACAGGCAUGGCGUCUCUCCAGAAGUCGUUCCUGGCAUUCCAGGCGUGUACUCAACGGGACCCAACGAGCACGUCCAGAGACUGCGCCAUCAUCCAUGGAACACACUACCAGAUCUGCUAGGACCCAUGGCCGCUCGCAUCAUGGCUGACCUCCUUGUUGACCAUGCCAUAUUCACCACGGUGACAGACAGCAGUAAUCUAAUACAACUCAAUGGAGUGCCCAUGUCGGACCUCGAACUGAUCCAGACCCCGUUGGUCUCGGCGGUCAAUCAGCAUGCACCAUCGGACGUUCAUGCCCGUCAAGCACCAAUGAAACGAGGCUAUUCCGACAUACGGUUCGUACGUAGUCGUAUGCUUUAUGCUAGGCCUGCUGGCACCGCUAGUGGUGGCAUUCGGAUCGGUCUCAACCCUACUCAUGUCCUGAACCGCUGUCGGAACAUAGACGACCAGGAAGAGACAUGUCAUGUGAUGAAAUACCUCUUUCCAGCCCAAUUUGGCUUCCACAAUGUGUUUGGUUCACCGGUCACAUCAACAGACUCUGCACAGCCUUUCAAAGACUACACUAUCCGAGAGCAGGAGAUAGCCCGUCAACGCCAGCUACGUGUGGUGAAGUUGCGUGAAGCUGGGAAGCGGCAGAACCAGCUUCACACACCUAAUCCCCGACGACUGAGAGGAAAGCUGCACGAGCUCGUCUGUCGGCUGCGCAAGCGACACUUCACUUGUGCCUACGGUGCACUACUCGAGCAUUACUGCCCUCAAGCUGCGAAUGAUACGACGGGCGGCAAGUCGUCUUUACAACAGGCGUCUCCCACAUCUCGAGUCUCGGCCUUUUGUCGAGCGGUAUUCAGCCAAACGUUACCUUCGGAACUCUGGGGUGCUGGCGAGACUCGCAACCACAACGUUCGCAUUGUGCAUCACAACAUAGAUUUGUUCAUCCGCCUCCGCCGCUACGAGAGUCUCAGUCUGCACGAUGUCCUGCAGGGCAUGAGACUGACCGACAUUGAAUGGCUCUGCCCUCCAGGUAUCGCCAAAGUCAAAAAGCUCAGCCAGACGGACCUUACUAAGCGCCGUGAGCUGAUGGCAGAGUUGCUCUAUUGGGUGUUCGACUCCUUUCUCAUCCCACUGAUUCGCGGCACAUUCCACGUCACGGAGUCCAAUGUUCAGCGCAAUCAGCUAUUCUACUUCCGUCAAGAUGUCUGGAAGCGCAUGUCGGAGCCUGCGCUGGCAUCCUUGAGGAUGUCUAUGCUCGAAGAACAGGACACGACCGUCGUGAAAGAUGCAAUGAAGACCCGGUCCUUGGGUGUCAGCCAUGUCCGACUGCUACCAAAAGAGAACGGUAUGCGCCCGAUCAUAAACCUGAGACGUAGAACGCAGAAGCUGUACAAAGGCCAGCCGGUCCUCGGCAAAAGCGUGAACAGUAUCCUGACACCAGCGUUCUCGGUUCUCAACUACGAGAGACAAUCUAGGCCGCAUCUGCUAGGCUCUGCUCUAUUCUCCGUGGGCGAUAUGUUCCCUCGCCUGCAACGUUAUCGGCAUUUGUUGCAGCGGCAAGGUCUCCUGGGAAAGCCGCUUUACUUUGCGAAGGUCGAUGUUCAGGCCUGCUUCGACACCAUCCCGCAAAAGCGGCUUCUACGGCUCAUCAGCAACAUCGUUGAUGCAGACCAGUAUCAUGUGGCGAAGUACUCCAGGGCGAAGCUGCUCGGCAGUCAUAACAAAGAGACGCAGGGCUUCGGUGCAAAGCCGUCUUGGAGGUUUCUGACGAAAGCGAAUGCUGGACGAGCGCUGUUCGAUUUCAAUGCAGAAGUUGAAGCCGACACAGCAGAAGGUCGAAGCAGGACCACCUAUAUCAACGGCAUCGUCCAGCGUCGCGAAACACGGCAGGAGCUGCUUGACCUUCUGACCGAACACAUCGAGUCGAACCUGAUCAAGGUAGGCCGACGCUUCUACCGACAGAAAGAAGGCAUACCACAAGGCUCAAUCGUCUCGGGCUUGUUAUGCAGCUACUUCUACGCUGAGCUCGAACGAGAAGUGCUAGGGUUCGUCAACGAUGACAAUAGUGUACUGCUACGCCUUAUCGACGACUUCAUGAUCAUCAGUACCAAACGAGAUACUGCUUCGAGGUUUAUGCAGACCAUGCAUGCCGGCAUCGGGCAAUUUGGUGUCAAUGUCAAACUGGAGAAGAGUCGAGCCAACUUUGACCUCGACAUUGAUGGCUCGAAAAUACCAAUGCCCACCGAUGAGGCUAUCUUUCCAUAUUGUGGUAUGGCCAUCAAUACCACCACCCUUGACCUAGCCAAAGACGAGGAGAGGAGGCAGAAGUGCAACAUUGCAGACUCUGUGACUAUCGAAUACUCUAAGCUGCCUGGCCAAUCGUUCUAUCGGAAGACCUUGAACGCUCUCAAGCUGCAGAUGCACGCUAUGCUUCUGUCAACCUCAUACAACUCCGUUGAGACAGUACUCUCGAACCUGUACCACUGCUUCACGGAAGUCGCGCAGAAGAGCUACCACUACGUCCGCUCACUUCCGCCAGCAAAGCAGCCAUCCGACAUCCUGAUCAUCAGAGCUCUCAACGAUGCAGUCAAGCUGGCCUGCGUCCUCAUGCGACGUCGGAAACGCACCAGCAAAGACGUCCUCCCGUACGAAUGCAGCAUAACGAACACUCAAGCACGAUGGCUCGCAUGCAGUGCCUUCGUCGCAGUGUUUCGCAGGCGGCAGACGAAGCAUCAGCAGUUGUUGCACUGGGCUCAGGAACAGGUGCUGGGAUUGCGCGUGAAGGGCCAGGAGCGGAGAUUGCUUGGUCGUGCAACUGGUAGAUGA
Fulvia fulva is the source of this 3294-nucleotide messenger RNA. Its product is annotated as Telomerase reverse transcriptase. The transcript is spliced from 6 exons. Gene Ontology annotation, biological process: telomere maintenance via telomerase. Bases 1 to 3294 code for a protein of 1097 amino acids. Lineage: Eukaryota; Fungi; Ascomycota; Dothideomycetes; Mycosphaerellales; Mycosphaerellaceae. The record is from RefSeq and is a predicted model, not a curated record. Gene Ontology annotation, cellular component: telomerase catalytic core complex. Gene Ontology annotation, molecular function: telomerase RNA binding; telomeric repeat DNA binding.